AUGUUUGUAUUCGAACCAGUUCUGCUUGCUGUUCUAGUGGCCAGUACCUGUGUCACUGCAAAAACACAUACAUGGAACUUCACUACAGGGUUUGUGAAUGCUAAUCCUGAUGGAGUUUAUGAGCGUGAUGAUGUAAUAGGGUUGAAUGGACAAUGGCCUCUUCCAGUGCUUGAAGCUGAUAAAGGAGAUCGCAUCGAAUUGUAUUUGACAAACGGAUUCGAGGAUUACAACACCUCAUUGCAUUUCCACGGGCUGUUUCAGAACGGAACUAACUCCAUGGAUGGCCCUGAACUAAUUACACAGUGUCCUAUCCCUCCUGGAGAAACCAUGUUGUAUAACUUUACUGUUGACCAAGUAGGUGCCUAUUGGUACCAUUCUCAUACUGCCGGUCAAUACGGGGAUGGAAUGCGUGCUGCUUUUAUCGUCCACGACGGUUCGGAUGAUGAUGACUUUCCGUAUGAAUACGAUGAGGAGUUCACUUUCACAAUUUCUGAGUGGUACCAUGAAUCCUCAGUAGACUUGAUCCCGAAUUUUAUGUCUCGUUUCAACCCAACUGGUGCCGAGCCAAUUCCUCAGAACUUCUUAUUUAAUGAUACUAGAAACUUCACCUGGAAUGUGGAACCGAGUAAAACAUAUAAGGUUAACCUGAUAAACGUUGGUGGAUUUGUCUCUCAGUAUCUCUGGAUGGAAGAUCAUACAUUCAAAGUGGUCCAGGUUGACGGUGUUUAUACACAGCCAAACGAAACAGACAUGAUAUACAUCACAGUUGCUCAACGUUACACUGUAUUGAUUGAAACCAAAGAUGACACCUCCCGCAACUACGCUCUAAUGCAACGUGUUGAUGACACUAUGUUGGAUGUUAUACCCAAAGACCUUGAACUCAACGGCACUAAUUACAUCGUGUAUAACGAGUCAGCUGGGUUACCUGAAGAGUAUAAAGUAGAGUCAUUGGACAUAUUUUUGGACGAUUUUUGGCUUGAACCCUUGGAGGCACAAGAAGCUUAUCCUGAUCCAGACUACCAAAUUGUCGUGGAUGUUGCAAUGGAUAACUUGGACGACGGUGUAAACUAUGCCUUUUUCAACAACUUAACAUACGUUGCACCUAAAGUUCCAGUAUUGGGUACUGUCUUUUCGGCAGGUGAAGAUGCCAUAAAUCCUCUCGUGUAUGGAUCCAAUACAAACUCAUUUGUCCUAGAAAAGGAUGAAGUUAUCGAAAUUGUUUUGAACAACCUAGAUACUGGUAAACAUCCCUUCCAUUUACAUGGUCAUGUGUUCCAGACAGUCGUAAGAGGUCCUGACUACGGUGAGGAGAGUACACCAGUCCCCUAUAAUGCUUCAGAAGCACAUGACAUCCCAGAGAAUCCUAUGAGACGUGAUACUGUUUAUGUUAAUCCCCAGUCAUAUUUUGUAAUUCGUUUCAAAGCUGAUAAUCCAGGUGUAUGGUUUUUCCAUUGCCAUAUUGAAUGGCACCUGGACCAAGGGUUGGCCCUAGUACUCAUUGAGGAUCCUUUGUCAAUUCAAAGCCAGCAAAAUCUUGAUGACAACUGGAAGCGUAUGUGUGAAGUAAACAACAUGCCAUACGUUGGCAAUGCAGCAGCUAAUACCGAAAACUUUUUAGACCUUACAGAUGAGAAUGUUCAAGUCAAAAAUUUGCCUGCAGGCUUUACCGCCCGAGGUAUCGUUGCAUUGGUGUUCUCCUGCAUUGCUGGUAUCCUCGGUUGUGUAGCCAUUGGGUUAUAUGGUUUAGCUGCGACAGAUGAUAACCCUGUUAAGUUGAGUCAGGAUCUGGGAAUUGAUGAGGAGUUUAUUCAAGACGAGACGUCUUCGCAAUUGAGUCACAAUGGUUCCAAAGAUACGACCGAAAAGACUGCAACUGAGUUAUUGAACUGA
Messenger RNA from Komagataella phaffii GS115, 1890 nucleotides. RefSeq names its product Ferro-O2-oxidoreductase. Gene Ontology annotation, cellular component: high-affinity iron permease complex. The transcript has a single exon. The record is from RefSeq and is a predicted model, not a curated record. Gene Ontology annotation, biological process: cellular response to iron ion starvation; reductive iron assimilation. The coding region runs from base 1 to 1890 and encodes 629 amino acids. NCBI's taxonomy places the organism in Eukaryota, Fungi, Ascomycota, Pichiomycetes, Pichiales, Pichiaceae. Gene Ontology annotation, molecular function: copper ion binding; ferroxidase activity.